Molecule: messenger RNA, 510 nt
Organism: Protopolystoma xenopodis
Lineage: Eukaryota; Metazoa; Platyhelminthes; Monogenea; Polystomatidea; Polystomatidae
Source: the annotation of a GenBank genome assembly
AUCAAUGAUAGAGAGGACCAAGAAGAACCGCAAGAUGAUGAUGAAGAAAUCGAUGAUGACGAUUACGAAAACGAUGAGGUCUGUGAUUUAGAGAAGAAAAAUGCCAAAACAACGAGACCUAAGAAGUGCAGCACAUCUAUACGAACAAUACAGCAUAUUAACUCAUCUACAAUAGCUGCUGUAGCUUCUUUUCAUCGUAAUAUAGAAGAUGGGGACGCAGAUGACGAAGGCGAUGGGAAUGAAGAUGAGGAAGAGAGACAAGUACAUGAAAGGCAGAUUGGGCGAAAUGUACCUGUGUCAUCUGCUGAGGCUUCUGGCAGUUGUCUUAUCUCCAGGUUAAAUCCUGUCGAAGAAGGGGAGAGUGAGCCGAGGGAAGUGAUUGAGGAGGGCGAUGACGAUGAUGAUGAUUUGUCAGCUUGCCUACUUGGAAUCGCAUGUUCCGCCACACCUGGGGACUUGGGACUAGUAAAAUCAAAUUUUGAAUUUCCCAAGUAUGUCAUCUACUCCUAG